GCUACCAAGUCCGCUGUGAUCCGCACGUCCACGUUCUCUCUGGACUAUUUCUCCUUCUGCAACCACACUCUGAAACGACCUUGUAUUGCCUCCAUUCAUGGAAGCAGACCAUACGUGCAAUCAUGUCUAACUCGCAAGCGACCAACAAUGAUACUUUCGGCGAGCAGGACCAUCGAGGCGAUGCUGACAUUGAUAAGAAGCCGAAGAAUAGGAGACCAGCAAAUACUGCUUUCCGUCAACAACGUCUAAAGGCCUGGCAUGUCUUGCCUCUUUUCUUUGCUGUUGGGGUCAUUUUCGCGCCUAUUGGCGGAGUAUUGCUGUGGGCGAGCUCGAGAGUUCAAGAACUGACGAUCGAUUAUUCGGACUGCAAGGAUCUCAGACUGAAUGCGGAUGCAGCUCCUAUUCCGGACAAUAAGUUUGAUUAUUCCUUCAAAUCCUCACCUCCCCAACCUCCAUCGUGGCAACGCCUUGAGGAUGACAAUGGAAACCAACUCUGUCAACUGUCGUUUAACGUUCCCGAAUCCAUGGGCCCGCCUGUUUUCAUGUACUACCGCCUUACCAACUUCUAUCAAAAUCAUCGAAGAUAUGUCAAGUCUCUUGACAUUGACCAGUUGAAGGGAAAGGCUGUCAAGAACAGUACGAUCAAUGGAGGCGCGUGUGAUCCGCUCAGACUCGAUGAAAAUGGCAAGGCAUACUACCCCUGUGGCCUAAUCGCGAAUUCCAUGUUCAAUGACACGAUAUCUAGCCCUGUUUUCUUGAACGAUGAAGACGGCGAAACAUACGACAUGACGGAUAAGGGUAUCGCCUGGGAUAGUGACAAGGAGCUUAUCAAGAAAACUGAGUAUAAGCCAGGCGAAGUUGUUCCUCCGCCAAACUGGCGCGAACGUUUUCCUGAUAACUACGAGAACGAAAUUCCCAACCUCCACGAGGAUGAGGCGUUUAUGGUGUGGAUGAGAACAGCUGCUCUUCCUACAUUUAGCAAGCUAUCUCGAAGGAAUGACACUACAGCCAUGGCAGCCGGCCGUUAUCAAUUGAACAUCACAGAUCCUUUCCCAGUCACGGACUACGGUGGUACAAAGUCCAUCCUGAUCUCUACUCGGACUGUUUUGGGAGGCCAGAACCCUUUUAUGGGAAUCGCGUAUGUUGUUGUUGGAGGUGUUUGCGUCCUUCUUGGAGCACUUUUCACGAUUGCGCACCUAGUUCGCCCAAGGAAAUUGGGCGAUCAUACGUAUUUAACUUGGAACAAUGAGCAGGAAACGACUGCUGUUGCGACAGGACGAGACCACUCAAGCUAA
Aspergillus calidoustus is the source of this 1295-nucleotide messenger RNA. The record is from the annotation of a GenBank genome assembly. NCBI's taxonomy places the organism in Eukaryota, Fungi, Ascomycota, Eurotiomycetes, Eurotiales, Aspergillaceae.